AUGCCGACGCUGCCGCCCCCCACGACGCCUCCGUAUCGGUCGGAGAGCAGAUCCUCGACCUUACAGGGCAAUGCGCCAGUCAGAUCGGAGAGCCGGUCGUCAACGCUGCGAGGCGUCGCUGCAGAGACCGAGGCCAACUCCUCGUCUAUGUCCUUCUUUCCGAGGAGGUCGAAAUCAAAGCCAGACAGUAGCGGCUCUCCUCCGGGCUCGAAGUCCGAGUCUGGCUCGCGAGCCACGUCCAAGACUGCGGAGCGGCGGCGGACCCGCUCCAAGACGGACGAGGCCUCAGCCGUAUCUCGUGGCGAUGACUUGGAGGAUGACUUGCAUGUGGCGAAGAUCCCGAGCAUGUCGAGUUUCGGCCCGCGACCAUCGGCUCCUUCUGCGAAGCAGACGCAGGAGGGCCUGGGAGAGACCGGGUUCGGCGCUCGCAGUUUCGGCGAGAUGAUCUCGCCGACUCUGUCGGAUAAUUUCCGAUUGGUCCGAGGGAAAAGCGAGGCGUCUGGGACGAAGUCGCUGAGGUCGAUGAUGAUGACUUCCAAAUCGGAGUCCGAGAUCGACCCCUUCGAUCCGACGCGACCGGAUCCGGGCUACUUCGACCUCAACCGCUCCGGGGUGAUUCCGACCGCCAUCUUUGCGGGUGUAUGGACAACAGCUGCUUCCGUCGUUCUCUUCGCAAUGGUCUAUAUUUACAGGUUUCAGGAGGUCUUGAAGAGUUACCAAGUGGCUGAGGAGGCCGCUCUCGCACAUGCGCAGCUCCAGGCAGCUGAUCUCCUGCUCCCGGCGAUCGCCGCAGUGGAUUCCAUCCGGGCCGCCAUGUCUGGCGGUGUGCUUCGUGACCUCUCGGAAUACGACACCAUCCACCGACUGCUGCAGCCCCACUUCCGAGGGCGCGGGAUCCUCGAGGAGAUCGAGCUGGCGGCGCCACCGACCGAGACGCCUGGAUCAGUGCUCCUCAAGCGCAUAUCGCCGGACGGGGACAUCGCAGUCUUGACGGACAGAGAAGAUUGCCACCUCGUUGCUGGUAUGCGCGGCUGCGCUGCUGCAGCGCUGUCGGCCGCCACAGGCGACUGGUACAAAGAUGGCUUUGGCAUCGACAAGCCUUGGUCCUACGUGCCUCCGGACCAGUUCUGGCGGGGUCCUCUCUUCAUUCGGGACAGUAAAGACCUUGCGGUCUGCCCCACACUCUGCUGGAAGCCUGCCUACAUGUUCGUCAAACGUGCAAGGGCGGGCGGCGGCCCUCAGACGGUCAUCACGUACCACGAUGGCAUUCCAGAGCCGGCUGAGGAGCCAGCGUCCAAUGCCACCACGGACUUGACGGAAGUCCUCGUGCGGGUGGUGAUGUCAUCUGCCAUCUUCCAGGACCUUGUGGAAUCGGCCGCUGCCCUGAGUCGCGGAGAGGCGAUCCUGGCGACCAGCAAUGGUGACGUAAUCGCAUCAGCGGACAUGGCAUCCGCCGUUAAGAUUGACAUGGACACUGGCAACCUCGUCGUGGGAAAAGUUCAGGAAGCCUCGACCAACUGGGCACGCGACAUCAGCGAAGAGCUAGCGGCCAGGUACGCCUUCAUUCAUUGGUCUUGGGGUGCCAGGUCCAUUCGAGUGCUUGGUUCGCUUCAGUAG
Molecule: messenger RNA, 1617 nt
Organism: Symbiodinium sp. CCMP2592
Lineage: Eukaryota; Dinophyceae; Suessiales; Symbiodiniaceae
Source: the annotation of a GenBank genome assembly